This is a messenger RNA of [Candida] anglica, 2385 nucleotides long. Lineage: Eukaryota; Fungi; Ascomycota; Pichiomycetes; Serinales; Debaryomycetaceae. The record is from the annotation of a GenBank genome assembly.
CUCCACCCUUGUUAUUCAUGUCCCAGUUAAGGAAGAGAGGAGCCAAGAAACUGGGGUCCACCACCCCUAGUGUCGCUGUAACCGGCACUGAUGUGACCAAAGAAGCUGAACAAACAAAGGUCUCUGACUCCAAUAGUGUUGGUUCCAAGGACCCUGAAUCUUACUAUUACAUUGCAUGUGCUGUGAUCACUAUCUUGGCCACAUACGUUAGAUUUGACAGAAUCUCCUUCCCAGAUAAGGUUGUUUUUGACGAAGUUCACUUCGGUAAGUUUGCAUCUUACUAUCUUGAAAGAACAUAUUUCUUUGAUCUUCAUCCUCCAUUCGCUAAACUUCUCAUUGCAUUUGUUGGUUAUCUCGUUGGAUACGAUGGUAAAUUCAAGUUUAAUAACAUUGGAGACAGUUAUAUCACCAACAACGUUCCUUACGUCGCGUACCGUGCUGCUUCUGCCAUCCAAGGUACCAUUACCGUUCCAUUGAUGUUUUGGACUUUGAAAACUUUAAAUUUCUCUGUAGCUGCUUGUUUCCUUGCUAGUGCAAUUGUUUGUUUCGAUAAUGCCCAUGUCAUUGAUUCUAGACUUAUUCUUUUGGAUGCCACAUUGAACCUUACUGUGGCAAUGACCAUCUUCAGUUAUGUCAAGUACUCCACCUAUAGAAAGCAAGCAUUCUCUCGUGAUUGGUGGACUUGGCUUUAUCUUACCGGUGUUUCCCUUUCAUUGGUUAUCUCCACCAAAUACGUUGGUGUUUUCACUUACUUGACUAUUGGUAUUGGUGUGUUACAUGAAUUGUGGAUUCUUUUAGACCAUAAACGUGGUCUUGAUUUGAACGAACUCGCUUAUCAUUUCUUUGCCAGAGCUUGGACUUUAAUCGCAGUUCCAUUUGCCCUUUACCUUUUCUGGUUCUACUUACAUUUUGCUAUUUUGACCAAAUCUGGCCCUGGUGAUUCUUUUAUGUCUGGAGAUUUCCAAGAAACUUUGCAAGAGUCUGCUGAUACUAAAUCUUCUAAAGAAGUUCAUUAUUUUGAUCAACUUACUUUGACUCACUUGAACACUGAUUGUUUCUUCCAUUCUCAUAACCAUCAAUAUCCAUUAAGAUAUGAAGAUGGAAGAAUUUCUUCUAAUCAGCAACAAGUUACUUGUGAAUACAAGGAAACCAAUGCUGAAAAGGAAGUUGCCACUAAUGAUGCCAACAAUUGGUGGGAAAUUGUCCCAGGUACUGUUACUGGUACCUCUGAAUUUGUUGAAGUUUUCACUGAAGAUGUUGUUAGAUUCAGACAUGUCGGAACUGGUGGAUAUCUUUUAGCUCAUGAUGUUGCCUCUCCAUUGAAGGCUACCCAUGAAGAAUUCACCAUUGUCUAUGACGAAGUUGCCGCUACUAGAUUCAACGAAACCUUGUUCAAGCUUAAGUACACCGAUGCUACUCAAAGUAACAAGAACAAGAGAACCAUGAUCAAGACGCAUUCCACUCAAUUCAAGGUUAUUCAUGUCGACACUGUCGUGGCUAUGUGGUCUCAUGAUGAUGAGCAUUUGCCAGAAUGGGGUUUCAAGCACCAAGAAGUUUGUGGUAACAAGAAGGUCCAAGAUAAUGACAAUAGUUGGUCUUUCAAGACUAUUGUCAACUUGAAGCCUGAAGACCCAAGAUCUAAAUAUACCCCUAAGAAGGUUACCCCUCAACCAUUCUUAAAGAAGUGGUGGGAAUUACAAUUCUUGAUGUUCCAUCAUAACAAUAUCUUGACCUCAGAACAUCCAUUCGCAUCUCAACCAGAUUCAUGGCCAUUGACAUUAUCUGGUGUUUCUUUCUGGAAUGACAACGAUAGUAAAAGACAAAUUUUCUUCAUUGGUAACGUUGUUGGUUUCUGGUUAGAAGUUGCCUUGAUUGCCAUUUAUGGUGGAAUUAUUCUUGCUGAUCAAAUCUCCCGUCGUAGAGCUGUUUAUGUUUUGACUGACAAGGCUAGAUCCCGUCUUUAUAACACUUGCGGCUUCCUCUUUGCUGGCUGGGCUGCUCAUUACCUUCCUUUCUUCCUUAUGGGUAGACAAAAGUUUUUGCAUCAUUAUCUUCCUGCUCAUCUUAUCGCAGCCUUGUUUGCUGGUGCCUUAACUGACUUCCUUUGUUCUCAUAACACUUUUGGUCCAGCUCGUCCACAAAUCAAUGCCAUCAAGCUUAAGGUUUUCGUUGGUGUCUCUGUUGCUGCUAUCGCCGUGUUUUUCUACUACUUCCAAGCCAUUACUUACGGUGACAUCUCAUUAACCCCAGAACAGGUUAGAAGUAGACAAUGGUUGGAUAUUAAGUUACACUACGCCAAAUAGAAGUGGAAAAUUGUAACUAGUAACUAACUACAUAUCUAUAUGAAUAGUUUGAUUUGAAAAAUAAAUAAAAUAUAAAUUCUUU